Messenger RNA from Galdieria sulphuraria, 1801 nucleotides. Its product is annotated as small nuclear ribonucleoprotein family protein / snRNP family protein. Bases 23 to 1771 code for a protein of 582 amino acids. Gene Ontology annotation, biological process: mRNA splicing, via spliceosome. The record is from RefSeq and is a predicted model, not a curated record. Lineage: Eukaryota; Rhodophyta; Bangiophyceae; Galdieriales; Galdieriaceae. The transcript has a single exon. Gene Ontology annotation, cellular component: U4/U6 x U5 tri-snRNP complex.
CUUUUUGUGUAAUUGAUUUUGGAUGGAUACUAAAGACGCACCAUCUGGAGAGUCUUUUAAUAGGCAAAGAAAGAAGCGCUCCAGGUUUACAGACGCUCCUGACGACCAAGGUGACAAUAAUAAGUUAGAACUGGUGGAAAAUGGCUCAACUUUUGACACCAAGCCAUCUCAAAAGGAAACACCGGAAGAGAGGAUUGCAAGACUACAGACAAGGAUUGCGGCAAAGAUGAAAGCUUCUAAAGUUUCGCUUUCCGAAAAUUCCCUAUCCCAAGACCCCGCAGAUGCACAAAGGAAACAACAGCUGGAAGAGGCAGCACAUAGGGCUCGAAUGUUGGCUGAAAAAUAUGCACAAACUUAUGGAUACAACUUACAAAGUAGCGGUGAAGUUGACUCUUCGGUGAGCAGUGGGAAUAUUUCCAAACCAUUGAAUAGCACGCCAGGUGAAACUGUCCGCGGGCUUUCAUUGGAGAAGAUACCCACAAAGCCUGUAAGCACUUUGAAACUAAACGAAGAAACUUACAAGCAAAAUCGUCUCAAGCGAGUGUUGAAAGUAGACAAGUCAGAUUUCAUUGAGACUGAUCCAAGAAAGAACCCUUAUUAUGAUCCACGAGUGAAAGCUAGUAAUAAUCGCCUUUUUAAAAAGUCAUUGGAGUUUUUACCGGAGGGUUUUUACCAAGAAAAGGCCGAACGUAUGAGAGAAAAGGCAGAGGCUGACGCUAUGAGAGCUGAAAUGAGACGUCAAGCAGCGUUGGCAAGUGAAGCUGGAGAGAAUGUGGCUGCGGCUCUGUUAUUGACUGAACAAAAAUAUUUUGAGGAUCCUCCAGAUGUCGAAUGGUGGGAUAUUCCUUUUCUUUCCAAUGAAACUUAUGAAGAUAUUGUUAGCGGACAAAUAAGAUUGGAACGAAUAAGUCAUUAUAUUGAGCACCCGGUACCUUUAAGAACACCUCGUGAUCGUAAGCAGACUCCCGUGAUGCCUCUAAUGCUUACAGAAAAGGAAAGAAAGAGAUUGAGACAUCAGCAACGUGUUGAACGUGCUAGAGAAGAACAAAUGAUGAUACAGAUGGGUUUAAAGGCACCUCCACCUCCAAAGGUGAAAUUGAGUAACAUGAUGAGAGUUUUUGGAAAUGAAGCCGUUCAGGAUCCUACAAAAGUGGAAGCACAAGUCCGAGCACAAAUGGAACAACGUAGACAGGAACAUGAGGCCGCAAAUGCUGCUAGAGCAUUGACAGCAGAGGAGAAGAAGGAAAAGAGAGAGAAAAAGAUAAAUCAGGAUCGUGACAGAUUUGGUGUAUGGGUGGCAGUUUUUCGCGUCAUUUCUUUACAAAAACCUCAGCAUCGAUUUAAAAUAGAUCGGAAUGCACAAGAAUUACGUCUAUCGGGAUGCUGUAUCAUUUUUAGAGAUUGCAAUGUCAUUGUUGUGGAAGGUAGCUUCAAGUCCAUUCAGAAGUAUAAAAAGCUAUGUUUGCGAAGAAUAAAGUGGACAGAGGAAGACCAAGACGAAGAAAAGCUGACGGGGAAUGAUAUGACGUAUCCUAUGGAAGAAGAAAUAUCUGAUACAAAGAAGUCGAAUUGUUGUGUUUUAAUAUGGGAAGGCGCUGUGAUGAGGCCUGCUUUUAGGGAUUUUCGUUUUGCUACCAUUCCAACAGAAGAAGCAGUUCGUUCAUACUUUGAAAAGCAUCGAGUAGAACAUUAUUUUGAUAUGGCCAUAACUUAUCCUAUUCAUGACUUGGAAUUGAUAAACCAACAAACCAAACAGGCUUUGAAUAUAUAAAAAUCCAUUUUCGCCUUUUUUCUUUUGAAU